Messenger RNA from Rotaria socialis, 909 nucleotides. The record is from the annotation of a GenBank genome assembly. NCBI's taxonomy places the organism in Eukaryota, Metazoa, Rotifera, Eurotatoria, Philodinida, Philodinidae.
AUGUUUGUAGUUAAACCUCCUGCUGUUAUAAAUAAUGAUAAAUAUUAUCAUAAAAAAAACAGAGUUGUUAAAAUAUAUGAACAACAAAAGUCACCUUAUAGAACCAAUCAUAAUUAUGAUCUUCGUUUGAUUAUUCUUCGACAUGGUGAACGUAUAGAUCAAUCUCUGGGUAGUGAUUGGUACGAUAAAGUAUUCGGAGAUAUUCCAUCAGCCCCUCCACUAGCUUUUAAACAUCCAAUAUUGCCGCACCGAUUACCAUAUCGUUCCAAUACAUUACUUUACGUAUUUGAUCCACCGAUAACACGUACAGGUGAACAAAAAGCUAUUUAUAAAGGACAACAAUUAGCCCGAGUUGGUGCAACAGUUAAUUACUGUUAUUCGUCACCUGCAUCGCGUAGUAUUCUAACAGCAAAUGCAAUCUUGAAAGGAAUGAAUCGUAGUCAUAUACCUAUUCGUCCUGAACCAUACUUAUUUGAACCAUUGAAUUGGAAUUCUCCCUUACUUUUACUUAAAAGCAUCAAUCCAUUUAUGUCAACAGGUGAUUGGAAACAAGCAGACUACAAUAUUGAUCAACAUUAUUCACGUCUUAAUAAUUAUCUAAAUUCACAUGAAACUGAAAUGGAUUAUUAUAAUCGAAGUCGACAGUUUUUUGACUCGAUCGAACGUCAUCAUGGUAAAAUAUUAUCUCCGGCUUAUCAUGGACUUCUUCCACGACAACGUACAACUGUACUCAUUGUGGGCCAUGCAGCAUCAACAGAAAUGUUUUCAACUAUUGCCUUACAGAAACCUUUCGAAGUAAAAAAGUUUGGUGACCAAUGCGCUAAAGUUCCAUAUUUACAUACGGUUGUACUUGAACGUGAUGCGAUUACUCGUAUUUGGUAUUUACGUCCUGUCAUGUAUUUUAUUUAA